Molecule: messenger RNA, 3477 nt
Organism: Teleopsis dalmanni
Lineage: Eukaryota; Metazoa; Arthropoda; Insecta; Diptera; Diopsidae
Product: telomerase-binding protein EST1A-like
Exons: 14
Coding region: 238-3126 (962 amino acids)
Biological process (GO): nuclear-transcribed mRNA catabolic process, nonsense-mediated decay
Cellular component (GO): telomerase holoenzyme complex
Molecular function (GO): telomeric repeat DNA binding; telomerase RNA binding; protein binding
Source: RefSeq, a predicted model, not a curated record
GUACCGUUCUUUUGAAAGACAUGAAAAAUUUAGAAUGAAUUUGAAAUUUUAAAAAUUUUUUUGUGUAAGCAACACUGUUUCUUAUCGAAGUGACAUAUGUCACCAUUUUCUGAUAUAACUUCGCAUAUUUUCGUGUCUCACGAGUGUGAAGUAUUCUGGAAAAUUUUUAUUAUCGUUUCAUAAAAUUUGAGUCGCAUAAGCAUUAAUAAAUGCGUUGGCUGGAAAAAAUAUUGAAAUAUGAAUCCAAGAGUAAUGAAAAAACAAAAUGAUAUAUCGAUAAUUGGGAAAUUGCCAAAACGGUUGCAACAAAAGUUCGCUGAAGGAGCAAGUGGCGGAAAUCUCGAUAAUGAUAUUAUUGAGGAUUCUGUGGAAAAAAAAUCUGAACCAAAAGUAUUCAGUAAGGAUGUUAUGCGUAUACAAAGCACUAGAAAAGAUGCUGAUAUCUCAGUGCAGCAACGUAAGCGUAACACUACUGAAAAGGAGUGCACAGUUGAUCCUUUUAAGAAAUUUCUUAUAGAAUCUAAACAAGAUUACGGUCAAAGUGUAGAUGAUUUAAUAAUCCCAGGGAUUCUACGUAUUGCUGUGAGAGAUAUAAAUUUCACAACCAAGUGUAAAGAAAACGGUGACGUAGAGCUUGAAAAAAGCCAAAAGCAAAAACGUCAUCUUCACAAAAAAUGUGACCAUAAACAACAUAUAGAGUUACCAGUUUCUCCAGCACGUCAAAAUAAUACCAACAAUUAUCCAAAAUGGUUUGACGCAAUCGAACAAUUUUCGCACAACUUUCUAAAGAAGUUAUACGAUACAUUGAAUGAUAUGAUGCAACGCCAAAUUGUAGUGAAGAACUGGGCAAACUUUAAAGAAAUUCAUGCAGAGUUGCUGGAAGUCAACGACUUUAUGUUAUUGCAUCAGCUAAAGUUAUAUUGUGAACAUAAAAUAGAUAAUUUCUUCUGGAAAUUACUUUAUUACAAUAUAAGGGAACAUUUAAAACUUGACGGUUCCGAAGAAGCUGAGCAAAACAUUCUCUGGUUAAUUGAUAAUGGCUUAGUAUUUUAUAAAAAUGUUUACAAAAAAUUAAUGGCAAAAUAUGUUUGUAAUAAAAAUGGUAUCAAUGGAACUAAUGGGUUGCCACAUUAUGGUUUAAAGUAUGAAAAUAUUGCCAUAGUGACUUUGCAGAAGAUUUUAAUUUUCAUGGGUGACUUAAGCCGUUAUAGAACUAAGCAACUGCAAUCAAAUGAUUUUAGUGAAGCUCACAAGUACUACUAUGAAGCGUUUACAUUAAUACCUACUAAUGGUGUGCCGUUUAAUAAACUAGGUGUCCUUUGUAUUCAAACGCGCAACAAAUUUGAUGCAAUUUAUUUUCAAAUGCGUGGUCUCAUGGCUAUUAAUUCCGUAUAUAUUGCAAAGGAAAGGUUAACUAUUAUUUACGAUGAAAUUCGAAAGAAGUACGAAGAGACUGAGUUAUCAUCAUCUCCAAUACAUCAGUAUAAAGAAAAUACUAUGCCUACCAACCGUAAAGAGAUCUGGGUAUAUCCAAAUGGUGUACGGCGUCUCCAUCGUGCAAUAAUAAGUAAAACCAGUAAAGUAACACUUAGUCAAGAAAAUCGUCUUAAUAUUUUGUCAACGGAAGAGUUACUACGUCGUUUUUUAUCUACUUUUAUCUACAUAAAUGGGAAAUUCUAUAAUGGUGUUGAUAUGGACUCCAUAGAGGCGUUUGAACGAAAGCUUUUAGUUCAAUUAAGUAUCUUGCUUAAAAGGAGUCCUUUGGUUAUUUCACGUUCAAAAUUGUUAAAAGUGGUUGCCUUAAAUAUCUUCGUUAUAGAACAUAAUAAAAAUAAGAAAGCAGCUGGACGUGAAAUACGUUAUCAUGCAUUUAAUUUCGCAAACCAAAUAUUUGGUUCCAUAGUUAAUAGAGCUAAUCAGUUGCUAAUUGACUAUAUUGAGACUGGACAAGCUUUCGAAAAAAAUAAUUUUACGGAUUUAAAUACUUUGUUGCAAUAUAUUAAAAUCUAUACUGAUUGGAUGUCACUUAAUAUUGACUUAUGGGAACCAAUACGCAAUGAGAAUAUUGUUAUUGAUUCAUGGUUUGAGCUGGAAUCACUUUUCAAAACCCUUUAUCAUUUACAAAAGCAUGAGAUGACAAAGCAUGAAAAUGUUGUUGUAGAAGAUGUUAUAUUGGAUGAAAACAAUUUUCUUGUUGGUUACAUACCAAUAGGUUCAAAACAAACUCAGUAUUACAAAGUGAAUGAUACUCCCCAAGAAACACAAUUUUAUGCACGUACAAUGAUAAUCUCACAAUUCAGAAGUAUUUUUGAAAAACAUGACAAUUUAUUGAAAUUACCCGAAGAUUUAAGUUUUGAUACGGAAGCUGAUAUAGAUGACGCUGCAGAAUUGGGUUUCAAAAGUUUAUCUUCAGAUGAAGACGAUGCUACCGAUAGUGACAAUAAUGAAAAUGUUGGCAUAAACAUUUCUAAACAAACAGAGCAUAUGACGCGUUUAACAAAACUUGAUGCAAAAAAGAAUGGUCAUGUGCAGAAUGGUUGUAAAAAUUUGGAUGAACUUUUAAAUUUUGUUAAUAAAACAUAUAUUAUAGAAGUGCGUCCAAAAUUUUUACUGUUAGACACUAACUGCUUUAUUGACUGUCUGAAAGAUUUCGUAACCCUUAUUAGUAAUCAUAAUCGUUUUAUAUUGAUCGUACCAUUAACUGUUAUAAAAGAACUCGAUGGUUUAUCCAAGGGUAUUAAGAGGGAAAUGGACAAAAAUAUAAAGAGAGAUAGAUUGCAACAUUAUGAUGAUGUGACAACGGCCGCCAAAAAGUCAUUAGAGUUUUUAAAAGCACCGAAAUGUAACGUUAAAUUUGUUACAACGAAGGGAUCUUUUAUACAUUCCUCCUUGUUUGGUUUGGUUGAAGAAGAAAAUAUUUCUAACGAUGAUAAAAUUUUGGCAAGUGCCCUUUCUUUAUGUAAAAAUAUGAGUAUUGAGAAGACUAAACGUAAUAAUUCUUUAAUUCGCACUGAACUGGUGGUUAUAACAACGGAUAGAAACUUACGUGUUAAAGCGCUUGCACGUAAUUUGGCGGUAAGUGGUCUCAGUGAAUUCUUGCUAUGGAUAAAUGGAUGCAGUACAUAGGAUUUAAGUUGGUUAUAACGGGUUAUUCAAGUAUUAAUGUAACGUAUGACGAACAUACACAUUAUCAUCGUGUUAUGCUGGUAUAAAUGCUAUAUUUCUGGCUGUUAGGACCAACUUACAAAACUAAUACAAUGGAUCACGCAAAGUAGCUGUGGUACGGCUUACGAAGUCAAGUGAACCCAUCCAAAUAAUAAAUUUACGAUCACAAAUAUUUGUGAACUCUUUUAGGAAUUUUACUUAUGCAAACGUGAGCAUUUUUUAUUAAUAAAUUUCAUUAACUUUAAAAUCAUUUAAAUCUUCAGUGGAUUUGUUCAUUAAGAUAAAGAUACGUAAUAAAGUUUUUGUGUUAUC